Molecule: messenger RNA, 2670 nt
Organism: Plasmodium adleri (nom. inval.)
Lineage: Eukaryota; Apicomplexa; Aconoidasida; Haemosporida; Plasmodiidae
Product: male gamete fusion factor HAP2, putative
Exons: 2
Coding region: 1-2670 (889 amino acids)
Source: RefSeq, a predicted model, not a curated record
AUGAACAAAAGGAAAAAGACAAAACACUUAAAAAUUAAUUCUAUAUUGAGAAUACUUUUUUAUUUUUUCCUUAUUUCUUUUCUUUUUAGUAAUUAUAAAUUAAAUAAUUAUCUAAGAACAAAAUAUCCAUUCAUUCAAUUUGUAUAUUCUUAUUCUAAAAAAAAAGUAUGUACAUCAUCUACAGAUGAUUCCACAUGUCGUACUGUCGUUUAUGGAGAUUUAGAUGUUUCUAAUAAUUCGGUGUUAAGGUUAAAAGUUUUAAGGUCUGAAGGGAAAGGCUAUUUUGUUACUAUUCGAAGAGACUAUGUAACAAUAUCUUACUAUCUGAAAUAUAUGAAAGAUAUUCCUUUAAAGUAUAGAGAAGUAGUAGAUAUAUUUAAUAAUCAUAAAUAUGAAAAAUAUACAGAAAAACAAAUAAAGGAUUUUACUAAUAAUUGUAGUGCUAUUAAAGUCGAAGAUGCAAAUGAUACUGUAGGAGAUUUUGCACCUCAUUAUUAUGAAUAUACAAGAGGAGAAUCGUGUAUAUGCCCUUCAUAUCAUCUUUUUAAAAAUGACAAUUCAAUAAAAAGAGCAAAAUUAAAGUGCACUUAUUUUAAUAUGUUAUUUACAGAUAGUGCUAUAGUGUAUAGUCGUCAUUGUGCUAUAAUGGAUUUGUUUUAUUUUUCGGUUUAUGAAAUUGAUUACCCUCCCAUAUUUAAUACAUAUAUAGAUAUAACAAUACAAGAAUAUACAUAUGAUGAUGUAUCAGGUAUGUCACUGAAUAAACAUGAUUUAGUAACAAAAGAAAAGAAAUAUGAAAUAAAUGAUUCAAUGUCUGAAAUAAGAGAUGAUUAUUUUGAUCUUUGGUUAUUUCUAAGAGGCGAAAGACAUGGAAAAAGAACUUUAAUUAAUUUAUCAAAUGAUUAUGUGGUUAUUCCAUCUUCACCGUUAGAUGAUGCAGAUGUAAUAGAAACUGAUGUUAUGAGAAAUUGUGGUUUGAAAGAAGAUAAUCCAGCUUUAAAAGGAUGUGAUUAUAAACAUGAAUGUAAUAUUAUACAUCCGUGUUUAGUAAAAGCAAUGAUGUUACCAAAAUAUCUUUUUGAUUUAAGUGGUAAAACAUGUAAUAAAUUAGGUGUAUCCUUAAAUAAAUGGAGAAAUUCUGAUGGAAAUUUUUGUGGUUCUUCAGCUGGAUAUUGUUUAUCUGAGAAUUUGUUUAAAUAUUAUUACAUACAUAAAACAUCUGUUGGGAAUAAAAAACCUUCGAAAUAUAAAAUUAAAAAUAUAUAUGGGUCUGAACCACAGACAAAAGUUUAUACAUCUGCAAAAUUACCUAAUUAUUUAAAAGAUAAGGUAGAUAGUAAUAAUAAUAAAUCUUAUGAUAUUAAUGAUAUAGAUAAUAAAAUAUUUUAUAAUGAAAACGCUGCUGCACAUAGUCAUUUUAUUGAUUACAAAUAUAAUGGAAAUCAUACUGUUGAAAUUAAAUUCGAAACUAAUGCAUUAGAAGUGCAUGAAAUCAGACCUGUAUCAUAUGGAACUAUUACUCAUAUUACUACACCCAAAGAUUGUUCAUCAAGUCAAACUAAUUCUAAAGAAUGUAUUCUUGUUGUACAUACUUGGAAUAAUAAUAAAAGUAUAGGAGCUAACUUUUCUUGUCAUGUUUUAUGUCUUGAUAAAAGUACUCAACAAGUAGCAACACAUAUUAGUCCCAUUAGUAAAAUAAAUGCAUAUAUUGAUGCAAAUAAAAAUUAUGCCUUUUAUUUUAUUAUUAAAUUUUUAAUAAAUAAAAAAAUAACAAGUAAUUGUACAGCAAUACUAAAAGAUGCUGAUGGGAGGGAAUGUUCAAAACUUUCAUUUAAUUUAACAUCUAAAGAAACUAUAAAUGUAGUAGAAUCAGGUAUAGUAGUACAACCUGUAGAAAGUGAGGCUCAAAUAAAUAAAUAUGAUUCUGAUGUAACAGGAGUAUCUAUGGCUCCAACUGAUAAAUGUGAUUGUUAUUUGAAUAUAUUAUGUUAUAUACUUAAUUUGAAUACAUGCGUUUCAUAUUAUACGAAAUUAAUUAAAGAUUAUCUUGGAAGAUUUGUAACAAUAGCUAUAUUAAUUUUUCUUGCGCCAUCCUUAAUACCUCUGUUACCAUUUAUCAUUAAAUUUUUUAUAUCAUGUGCAUCUAUUCCAAUGAAAUUAUUUGCCAACUUUUCUUCUUGGAUGGAAAGUAAAAAAAAAAGUAAUAAUAAUAGAAAACAAAAUAAAAAUUAUUUCCAAAGAAAAUAUGAAAAUUUCAAAACAAAGAGAACAAAUAUGAAGAAAAAUAAAUGUACAUCAUCCUCCGUCUCUUCUUUAACAACUGUUUCCAGUAUUUCUUCAAAUAAUACAAUGCAGAGUGAUAUAAAAAAGGACGUAUCAUUUAAUGGGGUUAAAUCCAAUAGGUACAAUAAGGAGAAUCAUAAAAACAAAAAGAAGAAAACAACACGUAACCAUAAUAAAUAUAGUGGUACCUCGAUUGAGAGUACACUAACAAAUACAAGCCCCUCAAGUAUACCUGAUAAUUUAAGUGAAUCUCAUAUAACAUCCAAUUCAAACAAAAAUAAUUAUUCAUCAAAAAAAAAAAACAAAUAUAAUAUGCCAUAUAAAAAAGAACAUUCCAGGAAAAGUAAAAGAAAAAAAUCUAUGGGGAUAUCUGAAUAUUCUUCUUAA